AUGGACGUUCAACGUGAAGAUUGCACUAUGAAAAUAAAGAAAAAGAAAUGCCGUGGUGAUCGAAAACGUCAACGCUUCCGAAGACAACUCUAUCGUCAAGGUUUAGAUUCUGAUACUGUCAAAAGGAAAGAAGAAGAAAAAUUUGGUUCACAAUCAUCAUCAAUGAGAGAAGAAUCACGAAGAACUGACAAACAGCCGGUUAUAGAAAAUAUUGAAGUAUACAUACCUUUAAAUCGAAUUACAUUAUCCCAAUUGAAAAUGAACGAUGAAGAUGAUCCAAAUGAAAAUAGUAAUCCAUUUGCAAUAAAACGAAAAAGAUUUAUAUUAACACCAACGCCAACAACAGAAUCAAGAUCAAUACUUGAUAAAUCAUGUAGUUCAUCUAUAGGAUUACAACAUAAUUCUAAGAAAUCAAAAACAACAAGAACAUUAACUACAGCAGCAUCAUCGAAUAUUUCAUCUCCUAUUAAUGAAAAUGAAGAAAACAUGAAUGAUGUAGAACAACCAAAACCACGUUAUUUAAAAGUAUCGGAUCGAAUAUUUAAACAAUUAUUUGCCAAUGCUAUUGAUAAUGGUUCUCAACUUGUGAAAUGUCUGAAUACUCCAGAAAAAAUCCAAUGUAUUCGUGAGGUAACUGAAAUAACAAAUAAUUUUCAUUUUAAGGAUUUUCAAGAAAAAUUAUGGCAAACAUAUGCAACUAUAAGUUCUACGGAUAAUGAAUGGGAAUCUAAAAUCACAAAAAAAUUUGCUCGUGAACAUAACACAUGUCGAAUGUAUCGUCCGAAAAAAUCUUUUAUUCAACAACGACAAAUAAUUAUUGUCAAACAAAAACAACAGCUACAAAUAAAAUUACAAGAAAAUUUAAGUCAAUUAUUAAAUCAAAUCGUCACAUGGCAACCAUCGAUAGAUGCAACAUUAUUAUCAGAUGCAAUCGAUACAUGUGUUCGACAUAAUCUACGACGAUUAAAAGAAGAAUAUUUAUUUAAAAUGGAUAUGAUAAAAUUAAAUUGGGCUGAUCAAAACUUAAUUCGAAAAUUUUAUGAAUUAAUACCUAAUGACGAUGUUAUUCAAGCGGCUAAACAAUUAUGGCAAAUAGCAGCCGAUGAAUUAAGAACAAAAGAAAAACAGGAAAUCUUUCGACAAUGUAUCUAUCUGAAACGAUUACCUAAUAAAAUAGAACAAUUAUUAAAUAAUUUACUUGAUCAUAAUCGAAAAACGGUGAACAAUUCCUUCUAUGAUGCAGAUCAACGUGUUAGUUGUGAUUCACGUUGCUUAAAAAUGAUUAAUCAAUGUCAAUUCAAUUUAAUGUUAAUUUAUUUGGAUGAAUUUACUAUGUGUUUAGAUCGUUAUGAAAAAACUUACCAGAAAUUAAAAGAUCAAUUAAAGAAAAAAAAUCGCGAAAAUCCAAUAAUUUACACAAAUAUACUCAUCGAUCUCAUCGAACAACGUCGACAGGCAAUGAUACAACGAUUUAAUCGUAUUCGUCAAUAUCGUUUGAAGACUUUUUUCGACCAAGCUCCGGCGGUGCAUCUCAAUUAA
Molecule: messenger RNA, 1539 nt
Organism: Rotaria socialis
Lineage: Eukaryota; Metazoa; Rotifera; Eurotatoria; Philodinida; Philodinidae
Source: the annotation of a GenBank genome assembly